Messenger RNA from Dipodomys ordii (Ord's kangaroo rat), 3969 nucleotides. RefSeq names its product cyclic nucleotide gated channel beta 1 (gene Cngb1). The coding region runs from base 1 to 3969 and encodes 1322 amino acids. Gene Ontology annotation, molecular function: intracellularly cGMP-activated cation channel activity; cGMP binding; intracellularly cAMP-activated cation channel activity. Gene Ontology annotation, biological process: retina homeostasis; monoatomic cation transmembrane transport. The transcript has 36 exons. NCBI's taxonomy places the organism in Eukaryota, Metazoa, Chordata, Mammalia, Rodentia, Heteromyidae. The record is from RefSeq and is a predicted model, not a curated record. Gene Ontology annotation, cellular component: plasma membrane; intracellular cyclic nucleotide activated cation channel complex; photoreceptor outer segment.
AUGUUGGGCUGGGUCCAGAAGGUGCUGCCUCAGCCCCCAGGAACUCCCCAGAAAACCAAGUUGGAGGAGGAGGAAAUAACAGAACCACAGCCAGAGCUGCAGGGAGAGCUACAGCCAGAGCCGGAGUUACAGCCAGAACCACAGUCACAGCCUGAGCCUGAAGCAGCUCCUAAGGAGGCAGUACCAGAGGAUGAGGCCCUGCCUCAUGAAGAGCCAGCUGAUGUGGAGGGAGUGGCUGAGGCAGACCCAGGCUUCCAGGGGUGGAAUCCCAGCAGCUGGGUGCUAACCUGGCUCUGGAAGGGCAUGGAGAAGGUGGUGCCACAGCCGGUCUGCAGUAGCAGGGCAGCCGCUGCCGGAGCAGAGGACACAGCUCAGGAUGGAGAACACAUCAAGGGGCCCUGCGAUGCUGGAGACACAGAUGGGGUCCUUGGGGAUCAGGAUGCUGGACCCGGUCCAUGGCUGAUCAGGUGGCUGGAGCAGAAUCUGGAGAAGGUGCUGCCUCAGCCCCCGAAACCCACGGAGGCCUGGAAAGCUGAGCCUGUGGAUGCUGUCUUGGCCCCAGAGCUCCCAGAACCAUCGCUGGAGAUGGAGCUCACAGAGAGCCCCGCCCUGCCCAACCCGGGUCCCCUGGAGCCCGAGGAGGAGCUGUGUCCAGAACCCCAGCCUGGCUUUCAGACAUCCUCCCUGCCACCACCCGGAGACCCUGCUAAGCUGAUGGCGUGGCUCCUACGCAGGCUGGAGAUGGCCCUUCCACAGCCUGUGCUCCAUGGGAAGGCUGGGGAGCAGCAGCCUGGCUCCUUAGAGACAUGUGAUGUGCAGACCAUCAGCAUCCUCCCCAUGGAGCAAGUAGAGCCUGACCUAGUCCUGGAAGAGGUUGAUCCGCACUGGGAGGACACGCAGCAGCACAGCAGCCCCAGCCCUGUUCUAGCUUUUGAAGAGGAGAUGGAAGUUAUAGUGGAGAUGCCCAGGGAGCUGCCUCGGAUUCAGGAGGAGAAGGAAGAUGAAGAGGAAGCAGAGGAGGAGGAAGAGGAGGAAGAAGAGGAGUUGAUGGAUGUCCUGCUGGAUAGCUGCUUGCUGGUACAGGCGAGUGUGGACCAGAGUGGAGUAGACGGGACAGAGCUUCAGACAGCAUCACUGCAGGUAGGAGAGCCGGGCCACUGGGUACCAGGAGCUGCAGGAGGAGUCUCAGGCCAACAGCUCAGCAGCCCCCAGGGUCACACCUCUGCCUGCCUGCAACCUUCUGGCCCCAGCACCAUGGCUAACUCAGGCCGAGAUAUGCAGCUGAACCGUCUAGUCCAGGACCAACCUCCUGGCCAGGUGGCCCCCAGGCCUGCCCCCCCAAAUCUGGCAGAGCAUCUCCCCAAUGUGCCCAGUUACCGCCCCCCAAUCACACGUAUCCCUGUCCUCGUCUCCCGGAGAACGGCCUUGUCCAGCUCCAGCUUCGCCAAGGAGAAAAGGAGCUCCAUCCGGCGCCUGGUGCCGGCCACAAAUGAGCACCCAGAGGUGCAGGUGGAAGACACUGACGCUGACAACCACCCCCUCAUCGCUGAGGAGAAACCCCCCUCCCCUGAACAGUUGCCACCUUCGCCUGCCAAGUCUGACACCCUUGCUGUCCCUGGAUCGGCUGCGAGCACUCACAGGAGGAAGCUGCCCUCUCCGGAUGAUGAGGCGGAAGAGCUCAAAGCACUGUCACCAGUUGAGUCCCCGGUGGUCGCCUGGUCGGACCCCACCACCCCACAGGAGGCAGAUGGACAGGACCGCGCAGCCUCCUCGGCCAGCCAGAACAGUGCCAUCAUCAACGACCGGCUGCAGGAGCUGGUGAAGCUCUUCAAGGAGCGGACGGAGAAGGUGAAGGAGAAGCUCAUCGAUCCCGAUGUCACCUCGGAUGAGGACAGCCCCAAGCCCUCCCCAGCCAAGAAAGCCCCUGAGCCAACCGCCGUGGCAAAGCCCACUGAGCCGGAACAGCCUGAGGAAGAGGAGCACUACUGUGACAUGCUGUGCUGCAAGUUCAAGCGCAAGCCCUGGAAGAAGUACCAGUUCCCUGAGAGCAUCGACCCGCUGACCAACCUGAUGUACAUCCUGUGGCUGUUCUUUGUGGUGCUGGCCUGGAACUGGAACUGCUGGCUGAUCCCCGUGCGCUGGGCCUUCCCCUACCAGACGCCGGACAACAUCCACCUGUGGCUGCUGAUGGACUACCUGUGUGACCUCAUCUACUUCCUGGACAUCACCGUCUUCCAGAUGCGCCUGCAGUUUGUCAGAGGCGGGGACAUCAUUAUGGACAAGAAGGAGAUGCGGAAUAACUACCAGAAGUCUCGCCGAUUUAGGAUGGAUCUGUUGUCCCUGCUGCCCUUGGAUUUUCUGUACUUGAAGUUUGGCGUGAACCCCCUCCUUCGCCUGCCUCGCUGUUUGAAGUACAUGGCCUUCUUUGAGUUUAACAACCGUCUGGAAGCCAUCCUCAGCAAAGCCUAUGUUUACAGGGUCAUCAGAACCACCGCCUACUUGCUGUACAGCUUGCACCUGAACUCCUGUCUUUACUACUGGGCAUCAGCCUACCAGGGCAUUGGCUCCACUCACUGGGUGUACGAUGGUGUGGGAAACAGUUACAUUCGCUGCUAUUACUGGGCCGUGAAGACUCUCAUCACCAUCGGGGGGCUUCCUGAUCCCCAGACGCUCUUUGAAAUUGUCUUCCAGCUGCUGAACUAUUUCACUGGUGUCUUUGCUUUCUCUGUGAUGAUUGGACAGAUGAGAGAUGUGGUAGGUGCUGCCACCGCUGGCCAGACCUAUUAUCGCAGCUGCAUGGACAGCACCGUGAAGUACAUGAACUUCUACAAGAUCCCCAGGUCCGUGCAGAACCGUGUCAAGACCUGGUACGAAUACACCUGGCACUCCCAAGGCAUGCUGGAUGAAUCGGAGCUGAUGGUGCAGCUUCCAGACAAGAUGCGGCUGGACCUGGCCAUCGACGUGAACUAUGACAUCGUCAGCAAAGUGGCACUCUUUCAGGGCUGUGACCGGCAGAUGAUCUUCGACAUGCUCAAGAGACUUCGCUCGGUGGUCUACCUACCCAAUGACUACGUGUGCAAGAAGGGGGAGAUUGGCCGUGAAAUGUACAUCAUCCAGGCUGGGCAGGUGCAGGUGCUGGGCGGCCCGGAUGGGAAGGCUGUGCUGGUGACGCUCAAAGCCGGAUCUGUGUUUGGAGAGAUAAGCUUGCUGGCGGUUGGGGGAGGGAACCGGCGCACAGCCAAUGUCGUGGCUCACGGCUUCACCAACCUCUUCAUUCUGGACAAGAAGGACUUGAAUGAAAUUUUAGUGCAUUAUCCUGAAUCUCAGAAGUUACUCCGGAAGAAAGCCAGGCGUAUGCUGAGGAGUAACAACAAGCCCAAAGAACAGAAGAGUGUACUCAUCCUCCCCCCACGUGCGGGCACCCCCAAACUCUUCAAUGCGGCUCUGGCUGCAGCAGGAAAGAUGGGGGCCAAGGGAGCCAAAGGCGGUGGCAAGCUCGCCCACCUCCGGGCCCGGCUCAAGGAGCUGGCGGCGCUGGAGGCAGCAGCAAGACAGCAGCAGUUGCUGGAACAGGCCAAGAGCGCGCAAGAAGCCGCUGGAGAGGGAGAGGCAGGCUCAGCCCCUGCAGAUCAGCCGGCUCCCCCAGAACCCCAGGACGAGCCCACAACCACUCAGCCUCCACCCCCACCAGCAUCCAAGCCUGAAGGAGGCAGCGAGAAAGAGGCAGAGGCGGCCAGGCCCUCGCAGCUGUCUGUGGAGCUGAGUGAUGUCCUCAGCAAACCUCCACGAUCUCUAGGACUCCAAGCCCCUCCGAUCAUCACCCUCUUCAAGUCUGUCUGGUCAGGGACCAUGGACCUGCCUGUGCCCGGGAGCCCUCAUCUGCAAGCUGGAGAGAAUGACAAGAACGCUGGAUUAGUGAUGGGCAUCAACACGCCCAGCCCAGGAGAUGAAGAUGAAGCCCUGGUCUAG